AUGAUACGGAAUACCUGCGCAGAUCCGGCUCGGACAUACUUGCCGGCUUUGACGAUUCGCGCUAACGACGGCAGAUUGUCGCCGGCGAAAGGCGCGCCGCCCCAGAACGAGAGACGUCAUCCGGCCGCGCUCUUCCGGCCCCGCCCGCCCGCCCACCCGGCCCGCCCCGCCCCCGCGGCUAGGGGUACAAGAGCGGGGCACGCAGCCCGCGGCGCGCUACUCGCUCGCAUCGUCGCAUCGUCGCAUCGUGUCUCGUCUCGUCGCCUGGGGACGUCCAUCACAAUGAUCUCCCGUUGCGUCACCGCCGCCGCCGCCGCGCUGCUCGUCGGAAUCCUUUGCAUCUGCGAGGCGCACGGGGCUGCGCUGGCUGCUGAGAACGAGAGCCCCUCAUACUCAGAGCAGAUGAACUCUGAUUUAAAAAAUAUAAGAGAUUGCAAUCACACUUUUCCUAUCGGUCUUGCUGCUAUGAACGCGGUGUUAGUGCACCAACGGCUCACAGGAGUGGGAGACGAAAACUUUCAGUGCUUUCUACAUUGCUUGUAUAUUAAAUACGGAUGGAUGGACGAGGAGGGCUCCUUCCUGCUGGGAGUGGUGCGGACCGCGCUCCGGGGCUCCGACCUGCCGCCCUCCGCCGCGCAGUGGCUGCUCUACCGCUGCACCAGCACGCGCGCCAGCGACCCCUGCGAGCGCGCCCUGGAAUUCACCCGGUGCUUCUGGACGGAGGCGCAGGAGGUGAGCAGCACCCGGCCGUCCUCACCUCCGCCCCCGCCCCCGCCCUCACGCGCCACCACUACCCGCCCUCGCCGCGGAGAACGCGCCUCCACCCGCGCACCACAACACGACGACAGUUUUGAUUUCGACCAGGCCUUCAAGCAAAGCUUGUUCGACAGCAAGCCACGCAGCUGAAUGCCAUUCCUUCUAAGCUUGCUGUAGCUCUAGAAUUGACGUCGUUGCAAACCGCCACAACUAAAUUCAAAUCUAUUUUAUACACCUAUUUGUUUACUACAAAAAGUUUUUUACCAAACUUUUUAUAUAACGUUUUAUUAAUACUGUAACAAAUAUGUUUAAAUCUCAUGAAUGAAUAAAAAU
Molecule: messenger RNA, 1089 nt
Organism: Gryllus bimaculatus (two-spotted cricket)
Lineage: Eukaryota; Metazoa; Arthropoda; Insecta; Orthoptera; Gryllidae
Source: the annotation of a GenBank genome assembly